Molecule: messenger RNA, 780 nt
Organism: Engraulis encrasicolus (European anchovy)
Lineage: Eukaryota; Metazoa; Chordata; Actinopteri; Clupeiformes; Engraulidae
Exons: 2
Coding region: 1-780 (259 amino acids)
Molecular function (GO): protein binding
Source: RefSeq, a predicted model, not a curated record
AUGAAGUCUCUUGGAGCUGCGGUGAUCUUGCUGUGGAUGGGUCUGGGUGUGGUUACUGCAGAAAGCGUAUCAAUCGAACACGGACAUGAAAGUUUAACCCAGAAAAUCUGCCAGCCUGACAUCCACGCGGUGCUGAGAGAGAUGAGUGCCAAGAUAGCAGAGCAGCAAGCAGAGAUCAGAAACAACAAAGAACAACUGCAGGAUGUGGAGACCAGGCUGAGAGCCAGUGAGAAGACGGUGGAAGAACAGAAAUUAGUCAUCAAGGAUCUGACGGAGAAACAGAACGAGCAGGCAGCAGGCCUAGGAGAGGUGAGAGGCAGCCUGACCCUGACAGGGAGCCAGGUGGAGGAGCUGAGGAGGGACAGAGAGGCCAGCAGGGUGUCUUUCUCGGCAGCACUAGGGGAUGGACACUAUGGACCUUUUGAUGUCGCCACCCCCCUCGUUUUCAAGAAUGUAUUCACCAAUGUCGGAAGUGCCUACAACGUGAACACAGGUGUGUUCACAGCUCCAGUGCGAGGCGUCUACCACUUUGUCCUCUUUGUGUUUGGAGAUGCCAGUGCAACUACCUGGACAGGGGCCUCACUACAUCACAACGGCAAACAUGUUGUCAUUGCGUACGAAGCUCAGGUGAAUUCACAUCAUGUCACUCCUGCCAAUGGAGCCUCUCUGUUGCUGGAGGUGGGAGAUGUUGUCCAAGUGAAGCUGUGGCCCAAAGCAUGGGUGAGGGAUAAUGGACAUCACCACACCACCUUCUCUGGACACCUCCUCUUCACCAUGUGA